AUGCAUCAUGGACGUACGAGCGACACCGCUGCUGCUGCUGCUGCUGCUGCUGCUGGCGCUGACCACCCCCAGAGCUGCUCCGCUGGGACGAGCCACUCCGACCCCCGCCGCCUCCGCCACUCCCGCCUCCACCGCCACUCCCGCCUCCACCGCCACUCCCGCCUCCACCGCCACCCCCGUCUCCACUGCCACCGCCCCCACCGGUACCCUCGCCCCCGCCUCCUCCGCUGCCGCCUCCGCCGCCACCUCCGCCUCCACCUCCUCCACCGGUACCCCCACUCCCGCCACCACCUCCACCGCCACCCCCACUCCCCCCGCCACCCCCACCUCCUCCGCCACUGCCUCCUCUAG
Closterium sp. NIES-65 is the source of this 351-nucleotide messenger RNA. Lineage: Eukaryota; Viridiplantae; Streptophyta; Zygnematophyceae; Desmidiales; Closteriaceae. The record is from the annotation of a GenBank genome assembly.